AUGUCACUGUAUUACGAUGCAGUGUCCAUCCUCACGGCGCCCUCAUCAACCGGAGGCUCGUUCAAGUCCCGGUUAUACAAUUCCCGCACCCUCAAGGCCUCCCCCGCGCAGGUGUACGCCCUCAUCGUCGAGGCCGCCAAAUGGGACAUUCUUCUCAAGGAAGUAAUUGACCAGGCUGGGAUCCUGAAACUCGAACCAAAGCUCACCCCACUACUUUCUCUUCUACUCGUUCACGACCAUCUCCUUGCCAAGAAUGGCAUUUCUGCGAAAGCAUCCCAUCCACUCCGCCAGGCCGUCGAGAGGCAUAAGGUACGACUAAAGGGCGAGUUUACGAAAGCACGCGUCCGGCGCGCAUGCGCUACAGUCCCAGAAUUGAAGGAAGCCGUUCGCCGCGAGAAGUUGGCUGCGCAGGGUGUGGGGGCCAGCGCGGCUGCUGUGUAUCCGCGCUGGGUGCGCGUUAACAAUGUCCGGACGACGAAGGAAAAACAGAUGAAGACGACGUUUUCUUCGUAUGAAGCUGUCAACUCGCUAGAGGAGCUUGUGGUUGGGGGUGACGAGAAACAGAAAAGGAUGAGGCUGGACCCGCAUAUCCCGGACCUUGUUGCGGUUGCCCCCGGACUGGAGUUUGCGACGGUGCCGGCAUAUAAGAAUGGAGAGAUUAUUCUCCAGGAUAAGGCAUCUUGCUUCCCGGCUUACCUCCUGCUCGGCGAGGAUUGGGGGAGUGGUGGAGAUCUGAUGGAUGGGUGCGCGGCGCCAGGGAACAAGACUACGCAUAUGGCUUCCUUGCUGUGUAAACCGGGCCAGAAAAGGCCCUCGUCUCAUAUCUUUUCCAUGGACGCCUCGCGCGUCCGCGCAAAGACGCUACAGAAAAUGGUCUCAACAGCCGGUGCAGAUAAUUUCGUCACCGUCCUCCAAGGACAAGACUUCCUCGCCCUUGACCCUGAAGACCCCCGCUUCAAAGAUGUCACAGGCCUUCUCCUUGACCCAUCCUGCUCUGGCAGCGGUAUCAUAGGCCGCGACGACAUCCCCGAACUUAUCCUCCCGACAUCAGGAAAAGCCACCCCAUCAGCAUCGUCGACAAAAAAGAACGGCCAGAACCAAAGCAAGAAGCGCAAACGCAACGAAGCCUCUGCUCCUAAUGAACCGGGAGAAACACCCUCCGCAACAGCCGAAAACGACCUCCCCACCGCGGACAUUAACCAAGAACGCCUAACGAAACUUUCCAACCUCCAGAGUCUAAUCGUCACUCAUGCCCUGUCCUUUACCUCUGCAACAAGGAUAACGUACAGUACAUGCUCAAUUCAUCUCCUCGAGAACGAAUCCGUUGUAGCUAGAAUUCUGGACAGCGAGGUCGCCAAGAGUCGCGGGUGGAGGGUAUUACGGCGUGAUGAGCAGCCGGAGGGACUGAGGAAAUGGAAGCAUCGUGGUGUCAGGAGUGAAAAGACAUCUGAUGGCAUUGAAGAAUGUUCGGUUGAUUUGGCUGAGGAGGAUUUGGAGGGGUGUUUGAGGUGUUGGCCUGGGGAUGAGGAGGGGACGGGUGGGUUUUUUGUUGUUGGGUUUGUGAGGGAUGGCGAUGUGGAUGAGCAGGUGUCUUCUGGUUCUCGUGGCGAGGAUCUUAAAGAUAUUGGGGAAGAGGAAGAAGAGGAAGGGGAGGAUGAAUGGGAGGGCUUUUCUGACUAG
Molecule: messenger RNA, 1680 nt
Organism: Aspergillus puulaauensis
Lineage: Eukaryota; Fungi; Ascomycota; Eurotiomycetes; Eurotiales; Aspergillaceae
Product: rRNA (cytosine-C5-)-methyltransferase RCM1
Exons: 2
Coding region: 1-1680 (559 amino acids)
Biological process (GO): rRNA base methylation
Cellular component (GO): nucleolus
Molecular function (GO): methyltransferase activity
Source: RefSeq, a predicted model, not a curated record